AUGUCGGCCGGGUGUGUGGAUUCCACCUGUGAAUACGCGAGCGGGUCUCUGCGGUCGCCACGUUUCCCCCCGUACCUAACACACCGGCCGGCACGGAGAUGUCUGCGGACCGAACGGCCGAGGGGAGACGCGCCGUCGCUGCCCUCCGGGAUCGGACUGCGGGGAGACCAGGCGGCAGCGCUGCCGGGAAGGGAACCGACGGCGGGGCCGGUAGACUGCGCUCUGGAUGCCCCCGGUGGGACGGGGUCGGGGGGCCAGGGGCCGGGCGGGUCGCGCACCUUCCCACGGCCGCGCCGAUGGUGGCGCCUGGGGGUAGAGGAGACCCUGCAGAAGCUCUCCCUGCGCCGGAAGAAGGCGCUGAGCGCCCAGGAGACGGACCCGGACGAGCUGCAGGCGGCGGGCGGCGCCAUCGACCCUGCCGUGUUCAGUGAGCGGGCGAUCCUGGUGGCCCUGCUGACGCUGCACGUGGCGCCCCUCGCUGUCCUCCAGAUGCUCCGACCCUGUGCCAAGCAGAGGUUGCCAAGCGAGCCCCAGGCCUCAUCGAGCGUGCCUGAGUCGAGAGGUCAGAGUUGGGCCGGUGCCCCGCGCCCCUGUGGCCCGGGUGGCGAGGUGGCAGGGGCGGCGAGGUGGCAGCGCCUGGCACGGGGCGGCCUUGGCCCUCAGUGGCCAGGCCUUUCUGUCGGUCUUCUACUAGGACCCACUGGGCCAUCCAAGGACUCGCCCCUUGGGCUCCAGUCCCCAGCUUCGGCCUGGCUGCCGCCCUGGAGAGAGCACCUGUGGAUCAGGUGGACGCAGAGCGGGUGCCCCAGGGAGGCCAAGUGGGCUGGGCUUCAUCUGGGACUUUUGCUGCCCUCCCCUCUGCGCUCCUGCCUUCGUUCCACAAACCCUGGAACGAGACUGCUUUGGUGCCUGUGCUCAUGGUUUGUCCGGCCUCAGGGAAGCGCUCAGGGAGCUGGGCAGGCAGAGGUCUUCCUGCCACCCCCUCACCUGUAUCCCACUCGCCGGAAGUCCUGCUCUGGAGUCUGGCCAGAUGAGCUUCCCUUCUCGGGUGAUGGGGCGUGGGACAGGAGUGAGCGUGGCAGCCCCUGGUUGCCCUGGACACUCGGUGCAGAGGCCGGAGUGGCAGAGCACUGGGCUCAGGUGUGAGGGGCCUCCUCACUCUCGAGGGUCAUGACUGGGGCAUGAACAGGUGCUGGUGACAAGGUGUCAUGGUGCAGCUCCAACUCCCUCCUCCCCGUGUGUCCCUUCUGCUCCUAGGUGCUUUCAGAAACCCUCUGACUUGCAGCCGAACCCCCUGGCUGGCUGCUUGGCCAGAAGCAUGGGGCUCUCUCAGACACCCUGAGAAGGGCUGACCUGCAGGUGGAGGGCAGGCUGGGCCCCUCUGAGUGGGAGAGCCAGGGCCCUGGGUUCCCAUGUCCCCUGUCCUACGUGGCCCUGGGCACUCGAGUGCAGGCCUCCUCACUGACCCAUGCUCUGUCUGCUCUCUCUGUGUCUCUCUGACCUCCAGGGCCUUUUUCUGCCAAGAACUGUAGCCCCCGCAAGGCCCUCCAUUUCCUGGGCCCCGGGCCUGUGGCCUCUGUGAUCCUGCUCCACAGCCCCACUGCCCUGCACUCACCUCUCUCUCCCGGGCCCCCCGGGUCCCUCCAGUUCUCUUGCUGCCGGUUCUCUCCUUUUACAGGUUGCGUUUAUUGGUUUAUCUCUGGGGGUUGGUGAGCUCUCUUGUUUCCAUGGAAACUGCCGUGGCCCCAGAAAGCCACAGCAGCUUUGAGCGACAAGGGCAGGACCCUGCAGGCCAUCCCUGCCAUCAGCUUAGAGACUGAAGACAGGAUUUCAGGGCUCGCUUUAUUAGAGACAACCCGCAGUCCUUCUGGAACGAGAUCAACACCCCUGUCCCCGGGGGCUAACUCAGCUGGGUGAGACUCGGCUCUGUAGAGGUGUCCCCACCCCAGAGGAGGACAGCUGGCCAGGGGGCAGGGAAGGGGCUGCGUGGUACACUGUGCAGAGCAGAGCCCUGGGUGUGAGAAAUGCCUCGGUCUCUGAGAUGCUGUCAGCCACCUGAGUGGGCAGCCUGAGGACAAACUGUGACUUCUGCCUGGUUCCUGAGCUGAGAGUACCUUCCAGGCAUUUCUAGGGGUGUGUGAGGGAGGGCUGAGAUCCCAUACAUGGUGUGGCUUCACCCUCCUUCCCACCCCUCCCCAUGUCGCCCACCUGGAAGUUCCAGUUGCCACCUGGAGCUCGGGCCAGGUCAGGGGAGGGGUGGGUGGACUAGUGGCUGAGCUGAGGAAUCGAUGGGUGAGUUUCCAGAAGGAAGGAGAAACAGAAACAGAGCCCUCCUCCCUCGAGGGGUGUUGGCGCUCACUCACUGAGGACUCUGGGUGCCAGGCCAACUCUAGCGUUGGGGGCGCAGUGGGACUGCGAGGUGGACAUGCUCUUGGUCCAGGGAGGGAGAUGGCUAGACAAACCGACAGUAACAGACGGGAGGAGGCCAGUGCAGCUGGCCUUGCUGGAACAGUAAGGGUUGAGCAGGCUGGGGGGCCCUGGG
Equus quagga is the source of this 2542-nucleotide messenger RNA. RefSeq lists its product as uncharacterized. The record is from RefSeq and is a predicted model, not a curated record. NCBI's taxonomy places the organism in Eukaryota, Metazoa, Chordata, Mammalia, Perissodactyla, Equidae. Gene Ontology annotation, cellular component: centrosome; spindle.